AUGAUUUUCCGUGUUUGGAUUCCGCUAUGGCUUAUUUCGUUGCUAUCUGUAUUCAUAUGGACGGUACGGGCACAGAACAUAGUACCGGACCAAUUCCAAGGAGGAACCGGCAACGGGAAUGGCAAUAGUAACAGCAACAGCAACGACACAACUGUUCCGCCUCCGCAACAGAGCACGGCAGAUACCUCAACGUUCGAUUCUAUAUUCAAUACACCCACCACGACAAGAGACACAACAACACCGACAACAUCAUCGUUCCCCCGGAUCGUCGUUCCGAGUUCACAAGAGUAUACAUAUUCUUCCUUCUCUCCCGAACCUUUUACCUCGAGUACGUUCCCUACUACAACUUCGAGCUCGAGUGUGUACAUCGCACCCUCAGUAGCUCCACUGACAUCAUCCUCGAUUCCCACGUUCUCUUCAACCCCCGUGGGCGUGCAGAGCAGUUCCUCGCAGAUAAUUGAAUCUUCCAGCAUGUCACCAUCGAGCGUUUACAUCCCGCCCUCGUCGCAAUCGACGCCAAUUUCUACUCAAUCCUCCGUUGCCACAUCGAGUUUUGCAUCGACGGCCCCCGUCUCGUCAAUUUCAGCGGUGGCGUCUUCCCUUUCAACCACCAGAGUGUCAAGUUCAAGCUCAUUUGUGCCAUCGACUACCCUCUCAUCGAUUCGGAUCUCGUCGCUGUCUUCCUCGAGGUCUCGUCAACCUUCUUCCAUCAGCUCUUCGACGCGCAGAACAUCGACUGUCGUCUCAUCGACAACCCACAGCAGUGUCUCAUCUUCGUCUUCCAUAAGCACGAGGUCGUCCAGUUCGUCCAGGUCGUCGAGUAUUCUAUUUUCGACGACAACCAGCGAUACCGACAUGACCAUCACCAGUGUGAUCCAGGGCAAAACGAUCUUAUCCGACAUGUACACCACAGUGACACUGUCUGCUUCCGCCACGGCUACUGGGGAGAAGAAAAGUACUCACCGGGGUGGCCUCUCCAAGAAGAACAGAAACAUCGUACUAGGUUGCUGUCUUGGGAUAGGUAUCCCCUUCCUCAUCAUAGUGCUCAUAUUGUUGUACCAUUUCUGCAUAUCCCCACGAAGAGAGAGCUUUAUCGACUCCGAUGGUCAAGUCAUCACGUCCUACAGAAGAAACCCGUUUGUACGGUUGUGGUACGAUAUUAUUGGGAAGCAGUCUCACGACGAAGAUGGCGUGCUGGCACAGUCGCCUAUCGCUGACGACAAUGACGAAGCGUUCAUUCCCGGAAUGGAUGAAGGGUACGACAUGUCGUAUGCAGACUACGACGGGUUGGCUAACCAUCGCGGUAACUCAAUGAGGGAAGACGCUUUGAGAAACUCUGAUCCCACAGCGGGGACAAGCGGGAACGGCUAUUUCGCGGAGAAAAUAGACUCACCGACAAGGACAACGGCAGAUACGAGCACUGAUAUCAAUGCCAAUUCCUACACCAGUUCUUCUGAAAGUUUUGACCACGCGCCAAGGAACUUCAACAUUACAAAUUAUUAA
Huiozyma naganishii CBS 8797 is the source of this 1503-nucleotide messenger RNA. It is a transcript of the gene MTL1, whose product is annotated as Mtl1p. The record is from RefSeq and is a predicted model, not a curated record. The coding region runs from base 1 to 1503 and encodes 500 amino acids. The transcript has a single exon. NCBI's taxonomy places the organism in Eukaryota, Fungi, Ascomycota, Saccharomycetes, Saccharomycetales, Saccharomycetaceae.